Boleophthalmus pectinirostris (great blue-spotted mudskipper) is the source of this 2057-nucleotide messenger RNA. Its product is annotated as retinol dehydrogenase 7-like. The transcript is spliced from 5 exons. Gene Ontology annotation, molecular function: oxidoreductase activity. The coding region runs from base 499 to 1461 and encodes 320 amino acids. NCBI's taxonomy places the organism in Eukaryota, Metazoa, Chordata, Actinopteri, Gobiiformes, Gobiidae. The record is from RefSeq and is a predicted model, not a curated record.
AUACCAAUUUUUAUGCUUUCUGCCAGUAGUGAACAUGUUUGUCACAUAUCCGCCCCACUAACCGUCAGGACGGGCUUGGAGGUGACUGCAAGAGAAAGGACCGGCUCAGCUCCGCAUCUCACGGAGUUAAACGCGGCAAUUGCCCGAUCGCGCUUUGCGGACAAACUGCUCGGCGUUUUCUCUCUUAAAUCCAAGAUUAGUCCUGGUUUAGACCUGGUUUAGUCCUGACCCACCCGUGUGUAAUUACUACCCGCCUGUAAUACACAAUACGCGUUCAUACGCUGUAAAAAAUUGCCCAGUAGUGAACUUAUGUAUCCUGGUCAUAUAAGACUCAUUCAGCAGAGGGCGCUCCUGUGCCGCAGUGAUUACAGUUUAUAAUGUUCGUGGAAGCGCUGCUCAUCCAGGACUUCAGACACAGCUGUGCGUGAGUGUGAGGCGCACACUGUCUUCUGUCCGCACCGAGCUUCUCCAACCCGCAGCGCUGUCCGCUCAACAAAGAUGUUUCUGUACAUUGUUGGACUGGUGGCCCUGUUCCUGAUUUACCGCUGGCUGAAGGAGCUGAAGAGAGUCCCAAAUAAAGGAGACAGGUUUGUGUACAUCACGGGCUGUGACAGUGGCUUUGGGAACCUCCUGGCUCGUCACCUGGACACACUGGGAUACCGCGUUAUUGCUGGCUGCUACACGGAGAAGGGAGAGGAUGAGCUGAGGAAGAUCACCUCUGAUCGAAUGACCACUCUCCAGCUGGACGUCACUGAUGCUGCAAGUGUGGCCAAGGCAGCGGACAACAUCAAGAGUCUGGUGGGAAAUAAGGGACUCUGGGCUGUAGUGAAUAAUGCGGGGGUCACUCAUCCAUCAGCGCCCACUGACUGGUUAACUAUAGAAGACUACAGGGGCAUGCUGGCUGUUAACCUGGACGGGGUCAUUAGUGUUACUCUGAGCAUCCUGCCUCUGAUAAAGAAGGCCAAAGGUCGAGUGGUGAACGUGUCCAGUGUCUUUGGGCGCAUCAGUCCGUUCGGGGGUCCUUACAGCAUCUCCAAAUACGGGGUGGAGGCUUUCACUGACAGUCUGAGAGUAAACAUGUCUCCAUUUGGGGUGACUGUGUGCUGUUUGGAACCAGGAUUCUUCCGAACUAAUGCCGCAAACGAAGACCUCAUGGAAGCUAGCUUGACCAAGCUUUGGAACAAACUGCCCCAAGAUGUUAAGGACGACUAUGGACAUGAUUUCAAGGAUAAAGCACUUGCACUAAUGAAUAAACGACUUGCUCAGAUCCUUGACCCAGACCUGAUGAAAGUGGUCAGCUGUAUGGAGCACGCCAUCUCGGCUGUCCACCCUCGCAAGCGCUACUCCCCUGGCUAUGACACCAAGAUGCUGUGGCUGCCUCUGUCCUACAUGCCCUCCUGCCUCACAGACUGGUGGUUCAGCAGAAACCGCAUCAAGCUCAAAAUCUCGUCUGUGCAAUAAAACACGUAAAAUCAUACUUUACAAUAAAACGCCACACCUAUUUUGGCGUACUUACUUGCCAAACUUACUUCUUGACACAUAAUUAUGGACCACGCCUUUUUGUCACUCACUGCAAGAAUGCACAUGCUGCCGCUGUAUACAAAGGUUGAUUACGUGUAUUCUUUGGCCUGACAAAUUUUAAAACUUAAUAUAUUUCUCAAGAGGUAUACAGCAAUAAAGGAUCAUAUUUAGAUUAGGUCAAGGGUCAAGAUCAAUGUUUGUUUAUCUAGCACAUUUAAAAACAUUACUGCCCCAAAGUGCUUAAGGUUGAACUACACUCACUAAAACACAGUUAAGUUUAAUCUUUAGUAAUCUUAAAUUACCUUUUCUUUUUCCAGUUUUUGAAGUUCAAAGUGUUUGGAAAUCAUGAAAAAGCUAGGGAAUUUCAUAACUGUUAUUUUGUAACCAUAUUGUACCAUGGGUCAAAAUUCUCCUUUUGUACGCAGAGAUUGUUAUUUGAUGAAUAAAAUGUAAGAAAACACCUUAAUUUUGUUGAAAUAAUGCUUAAAAGUAGCAGAAAAAUGUUUUGUAAGUAAAAUAAAGUAAAUAGACCUGAA